CGCGGCAAUCUUGUAAGACAUAAAGCCACUCACACGGGGGAUAAGCCGUGGGAGUGUUCACUUUGUGGGAAAAGCUACACUGAAAAAAGGUCUCUGACAGUUCACAUGAGAACACACACAGGAGAAAGACCAUACAUGUGCACUAUAUGUCACAAAAGAUUCACCAGUCAGGUGUGUUGCAGACACACAUGUUAACUCACUCUGAUAAGUUUGCACAUUUAUGUGACAUAUGUGGCCGUUCCUUUAGACAGCGAUCACAGCUGGUAACACAUCGUCGUCGCCAUCAAGGCAUUCGUCCAUUUGCAUGCUCUGAGUGUGAGAGUAAAUUUACUACCAAAGGUGACUUUGAUAGACAUUUAAGGACUCACACUGGUGAACGACCUCACCACUGUGAUGUUUGUGGCUCCUCUUUUGCUCGUGCUCAAACGCUUCAAGAACACAAAAAUCGUCACUUCAAUUUCAAGCCGUAUAUUUGUAAAAUAUGUGGAAAAAGUUUUUAUGAACUUACUGCAUGCUCUCGCCAUAUAAAAAGCACACAUGGAAGAGAUGGCAGUAACGCAUCCCCGUCAGAUAAUAUAAUUCGCUCCAGCAGUGCAAGAGCCUAUCAAGAUGAGAUUAAAGAGAGGAUUCAUUUAGUUCAGAAUACUGCCAGUGAUGGGGUAUUUACUGAAAGGAAUGUUGUGAUACAGGAAAAUGAAGAAAUAACCCUCUCCAAGGAAGACCAAACCAAAUUCAUCACUGUUCAUGAUGAAAAAAUUGAAAUUAUAGAGGCUUCUGAGCAGACAACAAUAAAUGACAGGUAUCCCAGUCAGAAUACAAAAUUGGUCUGUAAAGAUUGUGGUUCUUCUUUCUCCUCAUAUAAGGGUUUGAAUGCUCAUGGAAGAUACUGUAAGCACAAAAAGAAAAAUAAUUAUGAAGGUGUGCCGGUUACACAAUGGCUGGCAGAACAUACAGCCAGCUACAGUAGCAUAAAUCAAGGGGAUGAUCUUGACGAGUCUGAAAGCAGUAAAUCAAAAGGAGAGUGCGCAGCAGAAGAGACAUGUGAACCAGUUGAGUACAUCCAAGAAAUAGAGGACAGUAGUGUCAGCCACGCUGUCUCAAUUGAUGAAGAUGGCAGUAUUACCUCGCUUCCCCUCUCACAGCUUGCGCCAAUACAUAUUCAGUUAGAAAAGAGAAUGGAAAAUGAUGAAAUAAGAAGAUCAGGCUUAGUAAAGGUGUCAGAGGUCAUAAGAGAGUUAAGAUUGAGAUGGUAUGGGCGUGUAUUACGGAUAGAUGAUGAGGAGGGAGUGAAGAGGGCUUGGAAAGAACCUGUUAGGGGAAGAAAAUUGAGAGGGAGACAAAGAAUUAGAUGGCGAGAUAAAGUGAAGGAUCGUAUGGAGAGAAGAGGUUUGGUGGAGGAUGAUGCCUUGAAGGCAGUGGAGAAGGCGCAUCAGGCAACUGACUUGAUGCAGGGAUAA
Molecule: messenger RNA, 1457 nt
Organism: Macrobrachium nipponense
Lineage: Eukaryota; Metazoa; Arthropoda; Malacostraca; Decapoda; Palaemonidae
Product: zinc finger protein 501-like
Exons: 8
Coding region: 147-1457 (436 amino acids)
Biological process (GO): regulation of transcription by RNA polymerase II
Molecular function (GO): RNA polymerase II cis-regulatory region sequence-specific DNA binding; DNA-binding transcription factor activity
Source: RefSeq, a predicted model, not a curated record